AUGGCUACCCUGCUCCGCAGCAAGCUGACCAAUGUGGCCACGUCCGUGUCCAACAAGUCCCAGGCCAAGGUGAGCGGCAUGUUUGCCAGGAUGGGGUUUCAGGCGGCUACGGAUGAGGAGGCGGUGGGCUUCGCGCACUGCGACGACCUCGACUUUGAGCAUCGCCAAGGCCUGCAGAUGGACAUCCUGAAAUCAGAAGGCGAGCCCUGCGGAGAGGAGGGCGCCGAGCCGCCCGUCGAAGGAGACAUCCAUUACCAGCGCGGCGGCGCUCCUCUGCCACCGUCUGGCUCCAAGGACCAAGCCGUGGGAGCUGGUGGCGAGUUUGGGGGUCAUGACAAGCCUAAGAUCACGGCGUGGGAGGCGGGCUGGAACGUGACAAACGCCAUUCAGGGCAUGUUUGUGCUGGGCCUACCUUACGCCAUCCUCCACGGCGGCUACCUGGGGUUAUUCCUCAUCAUCUUUGCUGCAGUGGUGUGUUGCUACACCGGCAAGAUCCUCAUCGCAUGCUUGUACGAGGAGAACGAAGACGGCGAGGUGGUGCGCGUGCGGGACUCUUAUGUGGCCAUAGCCAACGCGUGCUGUGCACCCCGUUUCCCCACGCUGGGUGGCCGCGUGGUUAAUGUGGCCCAGAUCAUCGAGCUGGUGAUGACGUGCAUCUUGUACGUGGUGGUGAGCGGCAACCUCAUGUACAAUAGCUUCCCGGGGCUGCCCGUGUCGCAGAAGUCCUGGUCCAUCAUCGCUACGGCCGUGCUGCUGCCCUGCGCCUUCCUGAAGAACCUCAAGGCCGUCUCCAAGUUCAGUCUGCUGUGCACGCUGGCCCACUUCGUCAUCAACAUCCUGGUCAUCGCUUACUGCCUCUCGCGCGCGCGUGACUGGGCCUGGGAGAAGGUGAAGUUCUACAUCGACGUCAAGAAAUUUCCCAUCUCCAUCGGCAUCAUCGUGUUCAGCUACACGUCGCAGAUCUUCCUGCCCUCCCUCGAAGGUAACAUGCAGCAGCCCAGCGAAUUCCACUGCAUGAUGAACUGGACGCACAUCGCCGCCUGCGUGCUCAAGGGUCUCUUCGCGCUCGUCGCCUACCUCACCUGGGCAGACGAAACCAAGGAAGUCAUCACCGAUAACCUGCCCGGUUCCAUCCGCGCCGUGGUAAAUCUCUUCCUGGUGGCCAAGGCGCUGCUGUCCUACCCGUUGCCCUUCUUCGCGGCCGUCGAAGUGCUGGAGAAGUCUCUCUUCCAGGAAGGCAGCCGUGCCUUCUUCCCUGCCUGCUACGGAGGCGAUGGUCGCCUCAAGUCGUGGGGGCUGACGCUGCGCUGUGCGCUGGUGGUCUUCACGCUGCUCAUGGCCAUCUACGUGCCGCACUUCGCGCUGCUCAUGGGUCUCACCGGCAGUCUCACCGGCGCCGGCCUCUGCUUCCUGCUGCCCAGCCUCUUCCACCUGCGCCUGCUCUGGCGCAAGCUGCUUUGGCAUCAGGUCUUCUUCGAUGUGGCCAUCUUCGUCAUCGGCGGCAUCUGCAGCGUGUCCGGCUUCGUGCACUCACUCGAGGGCCUCAUCGAGGCCUACCGAACCAACGCAGAGGACUAG
Molecule: messenger RNA, 1578 nt
Organism: Arvicola amphibius (Eurasian water vole)
Lineage: Eukaryota; Metazoa; Chordata; Mammalia; Rodentia; Cricetidae
Gene: Slc32a1
Product: solute carrier family 32 member 1
Exons: 2
Coding region: 1-1578 (525 amino acids)
Biological process (GO): amino acid transmembrane transport
Cellular component (GO): vacuolar membrane
Molecular function (GO): amino acid transmembrane transporter activity
Source: RefSeq, a predicted model, not a curated record